UCCUCGUCGGUUCCUCCUGAGAAUAUUACCAACAUUGUUCGGGUUUGUUCGAUUGGCGGAAAAUUGACGCGAAACACUGCAUUCUCGCCUGAAUUUUGCGGCGAAGAGAGGUGACACGUGUGGCGGUUGUGGCACGUGGGCCUGAGAAAUUUGUCAAAAUGCCGGUUUACCACGACGAGGUUGAGAUCGAGGACUUUGAGUACGACGAGGACGAGGAAAUGUACUACUAUCCUUGUCCAUGUGGAGAUCAAUUUCAAAUAUCCAAAGCGGACCUUAUCAACGGCGAGGAAGAUGCCACGUGUCCGUCCUGCUCGCUCGUCAUCAAAGUCAUUUACGAUAAAGAGAAGUUCAUUACUGUCCAGGAAGAGGUUUCCGAAAAAGACUCGGAAAAACCUGAGGUGCGACUGCAGAAGGCCUAAGAGCUUUGCUAUAGCUUCUAAUGUCAAUUAACGCUUUCGAGUAUUUCCGUUGUAUUAUAAUGACAUCCACCGUGUCAG
Messenger RNA from Diprion similis, 497 nucleotides. It is a transcript of the gene Dph3, whose product is annotated as DPH3 homolog. NCBI's taxonomy places the organism in Eukaryota, Metazoa, Arthropoda, Insecta, Hymenoptera, Diprionidae. The record is from RefSeq and is a predicted model, not a curated record. Gene Ontology annotation, biological process: protein histidyl modification to diphthamide. Gene Ontology annotation, molecular function: metal ion binding. The transcript has 2 exons. The coding region runs from base 159 to 419 and encodes 86 amino acids.